Microdochium trichocladiopsis is the source of this 723-nucleotide messenger RNA. RefSeq lists its product as uncharacterized. Bases 154 to 660 code for a protein of 168 amino acids. The transcript has a single exon. NCBI's taxonomy places the organism in Eukaryota, Fungi, Ascomycota, Sordariomycetes, Xylariales, Microdochiaceae. The record is from RefSeq and is a predicted model, not a curated record.
UUACGCGCAUAACGAGUAAUACACCAAUGGGGGCGCAACGGUGCGGUUGGGUAUUUGGAUUGCACAGCGGACAGUCAGCAGGCUUUGACAAGAACAUGACCGUGACCAACUCUGAUCGACAGCACACUCGGGUGAACACAUGUUUGCAGAAGGAUGACCAGACGGACCGCGUGCAAAGGCGUAUCGAACUUGAGGAGGUGUCCAGAGGCUACCCCACAAUUGCAGGCCCGCCGCUGGUCUGUUCUGGUUGCGCUUGUGAUCAUUGCAAGCCAGCCAUGUGUCUGGCAGAGAUGCAACGUUGGACGUAAAUCACUGCCAGUCGGGAGUUCACCCAAGCCCAGCCACAUGAAAAUGAAGACGACCAAGCCCGCACACGCAAGCAACAUAGUUAACUCACUGCCGUCCGUCCUUCCCCGCACGUCGUGCGCGGGGAGCUUGAGCCACAAGACCACACGAUACAGCAAUUGUAUGCCGAAAGUGGUCUCGUGGGGAAAACCCUGGAGAGCCUGUAUGCACCCCACACCGGCGCCCCUUGUGUCCCAAGUCAGCCGCAGCGUUAUGGGGACGAGGACUGCAGUGUGCGCUGGCUUGCCAAUAGUGCUUGUUGACCGCUGCAAGGUUAGGAUGUUCUCUGCGCCACCUGCUGCUUCCCUUUACUGAUCGCCUUGCUGGAGCCCGAGGCUCUCUUUAAGCUUUGAGCUGUUGGAACGGGCCCGUUGAUGG